Molecule: messenger RNA, 2229 nt
Organism: Porites evermanni
Lineage: Eukaryota; Metazoa; Cnidaria; Anthozoa; Scleractinia; Poritidae
Source: the annotation of a GenBank genome assembly
AUGGAGCGUGUAGAAAGGAUGUUUUCGGAGAAAGCUCCAGGUGAGAGGUAACCAGGAUUCUAAUGCAGGACUUUGUCCACUAUGUAAAGACUAUGUAGGAAGGAGGUUUUCGCUGAAAAGCUCAAGUGAGCGGAAACCACCUGGAUUCUAGUGCAGGACUCUCCCUUGACUUUCGAGGGGUAUAAGAAUCGUUACCUGGGUUCUCCACCAACAAGUAUUUAGGAAGGAGGUUUUCGGGGAAACGUUUAUAGACGAGAGAAAACCAGGACUCUUAAAAUGUUGGGUCUGUCUCCAAUUCUUGUCAGUUAACACGGGUUCUUCUUUAACGGCUACGAGUUAAUUAAUAACUCAAACUACACUAAAUAUUGGCGGCAAGUUUUUAAAUAACUUAGAUGUGGGUACGUCGAACUUGGUGACCCUGAAAAGUACAAUGCAGUUUAUAUUGACUUUAAUGUCUACUAUCUGUUGCCCACCAAAGUGGUUAAAGCAAGCCUAUCAAGUUAAUUAGGUCAAGAUGUCCAAGAAAGCAAAUGGAAGCUAAACGCCAACCAAACCUUCGAUGCACUAGCUACCUAAUAAGCCAAAAGGGAAACUCCGAUGUAGAAACAUAUCCAAGGUCAGAUGUGAGAUGUGACCCCAAACGUGCCUAUUUCAAAGGUUGGCCCUCUAAUUCAAUUAAACCUUGAGAUAAACGAUACUUUCGUUGACAAACUCACAUUUAUAAAGCUGUCGACACAAAUUAACGAAUUAACCUUGAUCUGCAAACCCCAAUCAUGGCGAGAUCAGCUCAGGCGCAAACAAACUAUCAGCGAAAAUCCUCACAAUAAUAUCUUUCAAAACAACCAACUAAUUACCUAAUUGCUAGCAAUCUUUCAGUGCUCUUUGUAUUCUAUUUCAAUAUUUAUUUAGUAUUUUUCUUGUUGCGAUUUGAUGGAUUGUUUAACCUAACAUAAUCCUACCAGCUAUAGACGAGUGCGCCUCUGGAACACACAACUGCAGUGCCAAUACGUUUUGCACCAAUAAUGUGGGAUCUUACACUUGCACCUGUAAUCCGGGAUACUAUGGUGAUGUAGAGAACUGUGAACCAAGUGAGUCUUAGGCAUUUUUUAUAGGAGAAAUUAAACCAUUCUUAGCUUUAAAUAAACCAUAAUACUUUAUCUUCUUCGAUUCAGGCCUAUUUUGAGGUCUAUUAAGGGGACAGAAGACUACAAACAAUGUUGUUGCUCCUGCAAAUAUUGAUGGAGUAACCGUUCAUCGAUCUGUGGUGAUUUUUCCAAAUAGUUCACGGCAAGUAUUUGUAAGUCUGACUUUUAAACAAUGAUGAUUCUUUCAAUUAAGACAUAAAUAGUUCCUUCUCGAAAAAUGGGUAAUAAAAUAAGAAAAUAAAAACAUCUUAAGUUACUGCCGUUAAUGCCUCUAGUCAUCAUGCAGUAGUGCAGUAAUUUAAAUAACUGAAAAAUAAAUUAUGUUUAGUAGUUAUUAUUUCCUUUAUUUUCACACAGUUUCGACGUGCAAGGACAUUUUUGACAAGAACAUGUGAGUAGUAAGACAUUAUUCGUUAUCUUUCUAUUUAAAUGAUACAGCUUUCAGCAUGACUGUGAUGCGUGCAUUUCAUGUAUAUAACAAUACACCAAAAUGCACGACAACCAAUACAGAACAUAUUUCCUCUGGGCCACGGCAUUUUAACGAGAUUCCGGUUAGUCACAGGGUACAGCAACGCCUUCCUUGAGAGCAAAAAAACUAGCCUCGGUAAAGGGCAAGGAAAUAUAAUUGCCAUUCUAAAGAUGUUAUGAUGCGUUAUUAUACGUUGUGCCUGCCUUUUCAUUGUAAGAGUUCACAAUUACUUUUGUCAAUAAACGCACCUUCGCGCUUACAGAUUAUAUUAAUUAGCUGGUUAUCUGCUAGCAGUUAACAAACUAAUCUGUGGGCUGCAAGGCAGCGCAAUUCAGGAUUUUCAAGAGUAAUGUCAAACUGUGUUCAGUGCGACAGUGUGUUUUUCUUUAUUAUAAAACAAUUAAUAAAUGUAGUUUUUGUGAUACCCUAAAUAAUCAAUCUAGAUCUGAUGUCUCGCAAUUUCUACUUUUAAGAUCCAGAGAAGACAAAGCAUACCCUCUAGUUUUGGAGGAUGAGGUUGUUGACGUUUACUGUCAUAUGACCAUGGCUACGACUGGAAAUGGUGCAUGCGGUGAUGGUGGAUGGACGCUGGUUAUAAAAAUGGAUGGCAACCAG